CUACAUUACAGUCUCAAGUCAACAGGAAUUCUAGGAGUGCGCUGCCCAUCAUCCCAACGUCCCAUAAAACGAGUGCACCGGCAAGAUGAUCCAAUUCUCCGAAGAAUCAAAGGAACGCAUCUCCAAAAUCUUGGACAUUACCCGCGAAGUCGUUCAUUAUGGUUAUCUACCUCUCAUCCUUUACCUCGGAUACACGCGCAGCGAGCCCAAGCCAGCUUUGAUCAGCCUGAUAUCUCCCUUUGCGAACUGAUCUGGACGUACGUCAAAGUACCGUGUAAUAUCAUCGAACACCCCGAGCAUGAGUUUGUACCAACCAGUGGAUGACAAGAGCAAGGGAAUUGCAUGAACCUAGUGUUGUGCUUUCAGUAAUAGCACUUCUCAUCUCAGGAUGUCCUCCGAUCCAUAUGAGAUGUUUCCGAACAGCCGCCGGGCCUAGCUAAUGCUUGAGCCCAAGAACUUUGUAAGACAGAUACCAUCAUAGCGAUGAAUGAUAUUCUUGACUCCUAUAUACUUUGGGUGAUGGUUACCUGAGAGUUGGAAGGCCUUCUCGUGGGACAAACCAGACAGGCAGCAGACCUCACGGAGAAUUACUCUAUAGCAUUCUCCUGGAUAUAAAACUUGACGAUCAUGGAGAAGUUCGACCAUUGAAGUCAAUCUUCAAUCCAUCCAGCCAUGUCUUCCGACCGCCCUUCGCAAAUUGGCCAAUGGGAGCGCGGACAUCCAUCCUGAAACUCGAAACUUGGGCAAGUUGAUCAUGGGCCUUUUCGUAGCACACUGGAUAAGAGCAAGAGCACGAAUGCAACAGCGCACUCUCCCGGGCAGUUCAUUGUCGCACAGAUCAGACAGAUUCUCGGACAGUCCUUGCAAUGAGAAAUUGAUUGGGC
Messenger RNA from Exophiala mesophila, 884 nucleotides. RefSeq lists its product as uncharacterized. The record is from RefSeq and is a predicted model, not a curated record. Gene Ontology annotation, cellular component: mitochondrial outer membrane translocase complex; mitochondrial outer membrane. Bases 86 to 250 code for a protein of 54 amino acids. The transcript is spliced from 4 exons. Gene Ontology annotation, biological process: protein import into mitochondrial matrix; protein insertion into mitochondrial outer membrane. Lineage: Eukaryota; Fungi; Ascomycota; Eurotiomycetes; Chaetothyriales; Herpotrichiellaceae.